AUGGCAUUAUCCAACUGGGCAGCAUAUCUGAACAGGUCAACAAAGCUGCUUAGAGACAGCAGCACCAAAAUACUCCGUAUGGAAGGCGCAGACGGGCCUUCAAGAGCACCUUUGACGCUCUUCAGGUUAAACUCCAAACAGGUCAUCGAACAGUUCGCGACUGGGUGCGAUGCAGAUAUUGGUGGCACGUCUGCUCGUAACAAGGGCAGUGGGAGCACAGCUACAAGUCGGUUUUGGGGUGAGAUGAGACUGGAUGUCAGACAGGAACUGCAAGGGCGAAUCAGAGGUGGAUAUGCUGGUUUUCGGUCCAAGCCCCGUCCGACACUCUUCGGUGAAAUGGUGGACGAUGUUUCAAAUCACCAGUUCCUUGCCCUGAGGCUACGUCUCGGUGGUGAUCCCCGGUUGCGCAACUCGUAUUUUGUGAACUUACAAACUGACGGGCCGAUCACGACGGACCUGUGGCAGCACCGGCUAUACUUUCAACGAAAUGAUGGUGGCUGGGAAGAUAUAUUUAUACCGUUUGAGAACUUUAUACUGACGAAUACGGGUGAAUUAGUGCAGCAUCAAAUUGUGAUGAUGCGCGAGCGGAUACGAACGGUUGGGAUAUCGCUGCUUGGGGGGAACAGCGGUGUUUCGGGUUCGUAUGACCUCGGCAUUGACUCCAUACGGGCGGUGAAUGAGGAAGAUGUGACGCGGCCCCCAUGUAAGUAG
Suillus subaureus is the source of this 711-nucleotide messenger RNA. Its product is annotated as complex I intermediate-associated protein CIA30. Gene Ontology annotation, biological process: mitochondrial respiratory chain complex I assembly; mitochondrial electron transport, NADH to ubiquinone. NCBI's taxonomy places the organism in Eukaryota, Fungi, Basidiomycota, Agaricomycetes, Boletales, Suillaceae. The coding region runs from base 1 to 711 and encodes 236 amino acids. The transcript is spliced from 5 exons. Gene Ontology annotation, cellular component: mitochondrion. The record is from RefSeq and is a predicted model, not a curated record.